AUGGCGGAGGAUCUGGACGAGCUCUUGGAUGAAGUCGAGUCCAAGUUUUGCAGACCCGACCCAGUGAGACUGGACAUGGUCGAGCUACCCAAAGGCUGCGGCGGCGGCACCCACAGCAGCGACCGGAACCGAACCAAGGCGAAAGAGACUCUCAGAUCAACAGAAACAUUUAAAGAGGAAGAUGAUCUUGACAAUCUUAUUAAUGAAAUAUUUGAAGAGCCCAACUUUGACAAAAAACCCUGUAAAUUAAAAUCUAAAUCUUCAGGUAACACAUCUGUCAAAGCUUCCAUUCAAGCCUUUGGUAAAAGUUGCAGUCCAGUAUAUCUUGGGGGAAGUGCUAUUCCAUGUGGAAUUGGAACAAAUACUUCAUGGAGAGCAUGUGACCACCUGCGUUGUGUAGCCUGUGAUUUCUGCAUAGUAAGCUACAAUGACUAUAUGUGGGACAAAUCAUGCGAUUAUCUGUUUUUCAGGAACAACAUGCCAGAAUUCCACAAAUUAAAAGCAAAGUUGAUAAAGAAGAAAGGAAGCCGGGCAUAUGCCUGCCAGUGUAGCUGGAGAACUAUUGAAGAACUGACUGACCUUCAGACAGAUCAUCAGCUUCGAUGGGUUUGUGGUAAACACUAAGCAUAAGGAUUUCACAUUUGGACAGAUGCAUGCAUGGGAACGGUCUCCGUUAAUACUGUUUACCUAGCAAGAUCAUGCCCUCUGGGAAAAGACUGUGAAUUUUAUUUAAUAUAACCACACAAAUUUUUGAAGACCAAAUGGACUUGGGAAGAUAAUGUGU
Messenger RNA from Otolemur garnettii (small-eared galago), 784 nucleotides. It is a transcript of the gene CFAP418, whose product is annotated as chromosome unknown C8orf37 homolog. NCBI's taxonomy places the organism in Eukaryota, Metazoa, Chordata, Mammalia, Primates, Galagidae. Gene Ontology annotation, cellular component: cytosol. The coding region runs from base 1 to 624 and encodes 207 amino acids. The transcript has 6 exons. The record is from RefSeq and is a predicted model, not a curated record.